GCACGCAAUGUUUGCAUGUUUGAUCACAAUAUAACUUUCUAGGUGCGAUAAAAUCAACAUGAUUCUUGUCAAACAACAGUAUAAAGCAAUUUAUUGUACAAGAAACAUUGUCGGUGUAUUAAGCGAAACAUUCUGCAACAGUGAUCACUGAAAAAAUAUUAAGAAGUAAGCGUGUCUACGUCAUGAUGUUAAGUAUUUCCCGGGCAAAAAGACAUGUAGUGAAUAGAAUCAUAGUAGAUCAAGUAGAAGUCGUGAAGAAGAUAGAUGAUAGAUCAUUUGAUCGCUCUAACAUCGAAUCGUAUGGCGAUCAAUCGACAGAAAGUACAAAACAAAUUGCCCGUCAUUUUCUGCUAGAAUAUCUGUAUGACAGUUCUCUGCACGGCAUGAAAUACUUUGGCAACUUACGUGGAAUAAAAUCCACUACCCUCGGGAAGGUCUUCUGGACUUUAAUCAUGAUCUGCAGUUUUGCGUUUUUAAGUUGGAUGUUUUGGAAAACCUGGAUACGUUACAGUACUAAUCCAACUCGCACUGUUAUUCAAUCGUUUUACACCCCAAUAGCUGUGGUCCCCUUUCCAGCUAUUACUGUUUGUCCAUUAGUAUAUCCGCUACGUGCAAGACGUGAAGAAAUAUUGCAAAGUUUGCAGUUGCCACCCAACAUGGAUAACAAAACGGCGAUGUUCCUACUCAAACAUGGGCCCUCAUUUGCGAACGAACAUGUUACCAGUGGUAGGAAAUACUUGAAAGACUUGCAAGUACUGUUAAAAAUAAACCAUAUAACAUUAUUAAAUUUCUUAAAACUUUUGCGACCUUGCGAAGACUUAUUUGAGUACUGUUCGUGGGAUGACGAUGCAAAGAAUUGUAGCGAAUUGUUUAAAUUAUCUUACACUCAUUCAGGUAUAUGUUGUUCCUUUAAUUAUCUUCUCGAAGAUGAUAUACAAACCGGCAGAGCCACGAAGGAAUCUGAUCUUCUCAGAUCUGUGUUGUUUGGACCAAAAGUCGGUCUUAUUGCUGUCGUAAAACGAAAUUUGCUAGUUAAUAGCGAUGGCAUGGGAGACAAACCUAUCGAAUUUGCAACAAAUUCCAUCGGUCUUUUGGUAUUUACUCAUCACCCUCUGGAAUUUGUCGGACCCAUAGCUACUAGACAAGUUUUACAAGCAAAUCAAGAAUUGCGGAUCGCCGUAAUUCCAAUUAGCAAGCAAAAGCUCACCGGAUAUUACUAUCGAAAUAAACGCAGUGAAUUGGUUCCGCGUUGCGCAGACGAAAAAACUAAGUUGAAAUAUUUUCCUACAUAUCGAUAUUCAAACUGUUUUACUAGCUGUUCUAUCGAGGCUGUUCUACAAGCCUGUGAUUGCUUGCCAUAUUAUUACGCACCCAUAGCGAAUAAAUAUUCUUUAAGAAUCUGCGAGUGGCAAGAUUUCGAAUGCCUUAACGCGAACUAUAUACGGAUCAUUCAUAAUACCAUCAAAAAAAAUUUUACGUGUGAAUGUCGAAAUCCAUGCUUGAAUGUGUAUUACAAAACACGGACUUCCUCACUUUUACUAAAUGGUGUUCAUGAUUUCAAUAUUCUGCCGAUAUACUCGAAUCUUACAAAGACGCAAACUGUUCUAAGAGUACAUUUUAGUACUGACAUAUUUAUGCAAAUGAAUACAAUACCGAUUGCCGAUGAAUUAUAUUUAUUAGGAAACAAUUGUUUCUAUUGGCAUAUAAUAAAUUGUUUUAAAGUCUUAAUUAAAAUUUUUUUUUCAGCAUCCGUGGGUGGCAUAUUUAGUCUUUGCUUGGGAGCCAGUUUUAUAAGCGCCGUGGAAAUUUUUUAUUUUAUUGAAUUAUUUUUUCGUUCUUACUAUAAGGAAAAAAAAUCGAAAUAAUCAUCACCGACCAGAA
Formica exsecta is the source of this 1881-nucleotide messenger RNA. Its product is annotated as sodium channel protein Nach-like. Gene Ontology annotation, biological process: sodium ion transmembrane transport. Gene Ontology annotation, molecular function: ligand-gated sodium channel activity. Gene Ontology annotation, cellular component: membrane. Lineage: Eukaryota; Metazoa; Arthropoda; Insecta; Hymenoptera; Formicidae. The record is from RefSeq and is a predicted model, not a curated record.